Pyrus x bretschneideri (Chinese white pear) is the source of this 2608-nucleotide messenger RNA. RefSeq names its product probable cyclic nucleotide-gated ion channel 5. Gene Ontology annotation, cellular component: membrane. The record is from RefSeq and is a predicted model, not a curated record. The transcript has 8 exons. The coding region runs from base 225 to 2426 and encodes 733 amino acids. Gene Ontology annotation, molecular function: voltage-gated potassium channel activity; protein binding. NCBI's taxonomy places the organism in Eukaryota, Viridiplantae, Streptophyta, Magnoliopsida, Rosales, Rosaceae. Gene Ontology annotation, biological process: potassium ion transport; transmembrane transport.
ACUAAAUCCAUUAACGGCAUUGACUUUCUUCGGUUUUUUCACCUUCUUCAAUUUCGGUAAGAAGAGAUAUCUGAAUUAGUCUCUCUCUCGGUGGUGACAUCUCGACGCCCAGUUGUUGUUCCAUAUACCUGAAUCUCUUUGUCCGUGGCUGGCGGCAACCAGCCGAAUGAAAAUCUAAGACCUCCUGCUUUUACUGUGACGUUGAUGUGUUUAAUUGAGUAAAGAUGUUGGAUUGUGGUUACAACAAGUCACAGUACGUGGGAGGCCAGAGAGACAAGUUUGUGAGGCUGGAUGACUUGGACUCUAGAUUGUCAUCGCCUUCUGAUUCUGGAGGGAGAAGAUGUGGGUUUAAUAUUGAGGGACUAACCCGGACUGCUCCUGCAAGGGAUACAUCUUUUAAGAGAGGAAUGAAAAAGGGGUCUGAAGGUCUUAAGUCAAUCGGCCGAUCACUUGGAUUUGGGAUUUCUCGUGCAGUGUUCCCUGAAGAUCUUAAAGGGUCAGACAAGAAGAUAUAUGAUCCUCAGGACAAAUUUCUCUUGUUGUGGAAUAGAUUUUUUGUCAUCUCAUGUAUUCUGGCAGUGUCUGUGGACCCUCUGUUUUUCUAUCUUCCAGUCAUCAAUAGUUCAUCAAAUUGUCUUGGUAUAGAUCGAAGGUUGGCUAUCACAGCAACCACACUGCGGAUGAUUGUUGAUGCUUUCUAUCUUAUUCACAUGGCUCUCCAGUUUAGAACAGCUUACAUUGCUCCAUCAUCUCGGGUUUUUGGAAGAGGUGAACUGGUGAUUGAUCCAGCACGAAUAGCCAAGCGGUACUUACGAAGUUAUUUCAUCAUUGAUUUUCUUUCAGUGCUACCCCUACCACAGAUUGUAGUUUGGAGGUUUCUUCAGAGGUCCAAAGGUUCAGAUGUGCUUGCUACAAAACAGGCUUUGCUUUUCAUAGUUUUAUUUCAGUAUAUUCCCAGACUUUUUCGAGUCUAUCCUUUGACUUCAGAACUGAAAAGAACAGCUGGCGUCUUUGCUGAAACUGCAUGGGCAGGUGCUGCAUACUAUUUGCUAUUAUAUAUGCUCGCUAGUCAUAUAGUUGGGGCAUUCUGGUAUUUGUUAGCUUUAGAACGCAAUGAUACAUGCUGGCAGAUGGCUUGUACUGAUAUUGGAAAACCAUGUGAUAAAACUCUCUUGUACUGCGGGAACCAAAACAAUUUAGAUAAUGCAACUUGGUCCAAUGUUACUGGAAACAUCCUAUCAAAAUGCUCGGCAGAUGACAAUAAUACCUACUUUGAUUUUGGAAUCUUUAAUUCGGCUUUAUCAUCUGGGGUUGUUUCAUCCAAGAAGUUCAUUGUCAAGUACUGUUACUGUUUAUGGUGGGGACUACAGAAUUUAAGUACGCUUGGUCAGGGUCUUGCAACCAGCACCUAUCCUGGAGAGGUUAUAUUUUCCAUAUCACUGGCUAUAUUUGGACUUAUCCUCUUCGCACUUUUGAUAGGAAACAUGCAGACCUAUCUUCAGUCUCUUACUAUUCGACUUGAGGAGAUGAGGGUCAAAAGACGUGAUUCAGAGCAGUGGAUGCAUCACCGCUUGCUCCCACAAGACCUUAGGGAACGCGUCAGGCGAUAUGAUCAAUAUAAGUGGUUGGAAACACGCGGGGUGGACGAGCAGAGUUUGGUUCAGAGCCUACCAAAGGAUCUCAGGAGAGAUAUUAAGCGGCACCUCUGUUUGGCAUUAGUGAGGAGGGUUCCUUUGUUUGAUAAUAUGGACGAGAGGUUGCUUGAUGCCAUUUGUGAGAGACUGAAACCAAGUUUAUUCACAGAGAGUACUUACAUAGUUCGGGAAGGAGAUCCCGUCGAUGAGAUGCUUUUCAUCAUACGUGGUCGCCUUGAGAGUGUUACAACAGAUGGUGGCAGGAGUGGGUUUUUUAACCGAAGUUUACUGAAAGAAGGUGAUUUCUGUGGUGAGGAGCUUCUAACUUGGGCACUGGAUCCCAAAUCUGGUGCCAACCUCCCAUCAUCUACUCGGACAGUUAAGGCUUUAACUGAGGUUGAGGCCUUUGCACUUGUAGCUGAAGAGUUGAAAUUUGUUGCCAGUCAGUUUAGGCGCCUUCACAGCAGACAGGUUCAGCACACCUUCCGUUUCUACUCACAACAAUGGCGGACUUGGGCUGCUUGCUUUAUCCAAGCAGCAUGGCGUCGCUAUUCCAAGAGGAAAAUCUUGGAGCUUCGUCGUAAGGAAGAGGAAGCAGAAGCAGAAGCCUUGGGAGGUGCUCGCAGCAACGCUGGAGGUUCAUAUAGCAUUGGUGCCACAUUUUUAGCUUCUAGGUUUGCUGCAAAUGCACUUCGUGGUGUCCACCGAAACAGGAAUUUGAAGAGCGCUCGAGAAUUAAUCAAACUACAAAAGCCUCCGGAGCCCGAUUUUAGCGCUGAAGGUGCUGAUUGAUUUGUGAGGCAUUAUAUGACUGGAUCAAAAUACCGAUCAGCGUCUAUUUUCUAGGUUGUCACAAACAAUGUAAUAUGUAGAAAUACCAGCUUGGAACUUGAAGAAAUGUUCAAAUUGUAUGUUUGAUACACUUGUUUUCCAUUAGGGAUGGUUGGAAGAUUAUGCAUUGCCUUUUAUCUUUA